Molecule: messenger RNA, 1478 nt
Organism: Drosophila teissieri
Lineage: Eukaryota; Metazoa; Arthropoda; Insecta; Diptera; Drosophilidae
Gene: Hen1
Product: small RNA 2'-O-methyltransferase
Exons: 3
Coding region: 27-1211 (394 amino acids)
Biological process (GO): piRNA processing; siRNA processing; RNA methylation
Cellular component (GO): cytoplasm; nucleus
Molecular function (GO): RNA methyltransferase activity; O-methyltransferase activity
Source: RefSeq, a predicted model, not a curated record
CAGUGGUCACUCUAACGAAACGCGCAAUGUUUUCGCACAAGUUUAGUUGCGGGGAUUUCCAAACCCUGACCAAAAUGACUGAAACCGGCAUCACCUUCGAUCCUCCGGUGUACGAGCAGCGAUACUGUGCCACGAUCCAAAUCCUGGAGGACGCCCGCUGGACGGAUCAGAUUAGGAAGGUCGUGGAGUUCGGCUGUGCCGAGAUGCGCUUCUUCCAGCUUAUGCGUCGCAUCGAGACCAUAGAACACAUUGGACUGGUGGACAUUGACGAGCCCUUGCUCAUGAAAAACGUAUCCAGCGUUAACCCAUUAGUUUCCGAUUACAUACGGAGACGCGGGAGUCCUCUAAAUGUUCAAAUUCUUCACGGAAGUGUAGCAGAUUCUUCUGAAGAAUUAAGGGACACAGAUGCCGUAGUCGCACUAGAACUAAUCGAGCAUGUUUAUGACGAUGUUUUGGCUAAAAUUCCAGUUAAUAUUUUUGGUUUCAUGCAGCCAAAACUGGUAGUCUUUAGCACACCAAACUCGGACUUCAACGUUAUAUUUACGCGGUUCAAUCCCCUGUUGCCAAAUGGUUUUCGCCACGAGGAUCACAAGUUCGAGUGGACUCGGGAAGAGUUCAAGAACUGGUGUUUGGGUAUUGUGGAGAAGUACCCGAAUUACAUGUUUUCCUUAACGGGAGUGGGUAAUCCACCCAAGGAAUACGAAUCCGUGGGCCACGUCUCACAGAUAGCCAUAUUUGUUCGCAAGGAUUUGCUGGAGAUGCAGUUGGUUAACCCUUUGGUUAGCAAACCCAAUAUUGAUAAGGAAUCCACUCCCUACAAGUUAAUUCAUUCCGUGGAAUAUCCAUUCUAUGUGGACACGCGUACCGAGAAGGAAAAGAUUUGGACUGAAGUACAAAUGGAGCUUCAGCGUUUUAAACGGCAUUUUAACUCUUGUGAGAUUGAGGUGGAUACUUACCAGGACACUUGUAGUAUGCCUAUUGCUGUUUUAUUGGAUCGCCUAAAGCACGUUGGAGCUACUAAGGAACUUAUCGAGGAACUGAUACAGGAAAAUAACUUAAAAGUAGAGAACGAGUGUGUCUUAAUAGAUAAUUCGGAUCAGGAAUCGGAUUGGUCUGAUCCCUACGAGUUGUCAGAUAGUCAUUCCCAAGAGGCUGUGUUGGUCGACCAGGAGCGAGAGGAGGAAUGCUGGGAUCAAAGCCCAGAGUCGUAGCUUACGAUAUUUAAAACUACUAUAUGUUUUACCAAAUUUCUAACAAACCAUAGUUCGGUCACGGAAUAUAUACCAAUGUGUUCUGUGUGGAAACUCUGGUUUGUGCAUUACAAAUUUAAUUUCUCAAAGCGUUUCCACAAAAUUUACUUAGUUAUUAAUGAUAAGGAUUUCUUGACAAACCGAAGCUCGGUAUUUAAUAUAUUUAUAUGUUUCGAAUGAUAUUACCUAAGCUCAAAUUAAAUCGUUUGUGUAAGAAGCGUAAGAACU